AUGACUCCCGAUGAGAUCAAAACCCUCGAGGAAGCGCUCCAGAAGCGUGAGAAGGCUAUCGCCGACCGUGAGGCCGAGCUUGAUCGCCUCGCCACCACCGAUGGCAAAACCGCCGAUGCCGCCGGUUCCCCAGCCAAACCCACCGAAACCACUCUCCCCUCACCCUCCACCUUCGUUCACUCCAUCAAAACCUACGUGCCCAUCACCCUAGAUCUCCAGUCCUCCAACCAUGCUCAAUGGCGCGAACUCUUUCUCGUUGCCCUAGGCCGCUACGGCCUCACCGCCCACGUCACCGGCGACGACACCCCCUCCGACACCUCUCCCACAUCUGCAUGGGGGCGCGACGACUUCACCGUCCUCAACUGGAUCUACGGCUCCAUCUCCCCUGAGCUGUUCAGCAUCAUCAUGGCCCCCGGCUCCUCCGCGCGCCAAAUUUGGCUCUCCAUCGACAACCUCUUCCGCGACAACAAGAGAAGCCGCGCCCUCGCCCUCGACGCCGAGUUCCGCAACACUCCGCAGGGCGACAUGAGCGUGCACGACUACUGCGCCAAGCUCAAGUCCUUGGCCGAUGCGCUGGGCGAUGUCGACCAGCCAAUCUCCGACGAGACUCUCGUCCUCACGGUUCUUCGCGGGCUUAACGACCAAUUUCGCCACCUGCGUUCGUUUCUUCCGUUUCAGGUCCCCUUCCCGAGCUUCCUCCAGACGCGCUCGGCUCUCACCCUCGAAGAACGCCAACACAAGACGGACGCCACCAACGCCGCCGCCACAGCACUCUGGGCAAGCGGCAACAGCACCCUCCAUGAGCGUCCUCCCGCACCAGGGGGUGCAAUCUUCGGGGGCACGCCUUCCGGGGGCGCCUCCUCUGGCGGGGGCCGCGGCUCUGGCGGCUUCAGCGACUCCCGCAGCUUCGGCGACUCCCGCGCUCUCGGCGCCCCGAUCGGCUACGCCAACAACCAAGGCGGCCGCGGGUCCUUCUCCGCCCACCGUGGUCGUGGCCGUGGCGGACGCGGCCGUGGCCGCAGUGAUCCUUGGAUGUUCAAUCCCUGGACCGGCCAGCCAACACGUGCCCAGCUUCAUCAACAACCCGCUACACUGCCAUGGCAGCCUCGCGCGCCGUGGCGCUCCCCUGGAGUUCUUGGUCCUCGACCGGGUGCUGCUCCUCAAGCCUACACCGCGCUCGGCACCGGACAACCUCAGCAUGGCUACGCUCCACCGACACCGCUUUCUGCCUACCCUGGACAGCCGCAGCCCCAAGUUGAUCCAGCUCUGUUGAGUGCGCUGAAUAAUCUGCACCUUCCCGGAAAUCAGGAGUGGUUCAUGGAUACUGGAGCCUCAUCCCACAUGGCAUCGGAUCAUGGUUCUUCCUUCCAGGACCGUGAUCCUUCGAUGCAAUAG
Messenger RNA from Lolium perenne, 1395 nucleotides. RefSeq lists its product as uncharacterized. The record is from RefSeq and is a predicted model, not a curated record. Lineage: Eukaryota; Viridiplantae; Streptophyta; Magnoliopsida; Poales; Poaceae.